Molecule: messenger RNA, 2145 nt
Organism: Trichoderma aggressivum f. europaeum
Lineage: Eukaryota; Fungi; Ascomycota; Sordariomycetes; Hypocreales; Hypocreaceae
Exons: 1
Coding region: 1-2145 (714 amino acids)
Biological process (GO): proteolysis
Molecular function (GO): serine-type endopeptidase activity
Source: RefSeq, a predicted model, not a curated record
AUGAACCACAUCAAGAUCAAUGGCAAUUCCCGUUCAGCGGCGGGCGCCAUGGGCAUCAUGUCCAGCACCGCCUUCGCUCAACCUCCGCCAGCGGUAACAGAUUCCAACUACAUCCUAAUCCAUACCACCGGUCCUUUGAACGCUCAACAAAAGCAAGCGCUUCGGGACAAACAUGUCGACAUCCUUGAUUAUAAGGGGGACGACGUUUACCUGUGCGGCUACAAGCCCAGCACUUUGGACCCCGUGAAUAGCAGCCUUAGCGACUUCGUCACCAACACCGAGGUCUACCACCCGGAGUAUGUCGUGGAACCAAAGCUCAAGGCAGGAAACGACGAAGAAGUAGCCGAUGUAGCGGUUAUUCUUCAUGACGAUGUCGGCAAUGAUAAUCUCGAACGUGUGGCCGGUAACAUCGCUGCCCAGGCCGGAAUCUCCGCUGGCAGCGUCGAGAUUCACGACCGCAAAGCAUGCAUCAAAGUUCCCAAGUCCAAGUUACCGCAGCUAGCACGCAUCGACGAAGUCAAAGCCAUCAACCAGGUGCAAACCCACCAUCUCUUCAAUAACGUUGCCGGUGGCAUUCUUGAAGCCAAUAAGCCAGUUGGAAAGCUCCAGGCCACUUAUAAGGGAAAGGGACAAAUUGUGUGCGUGGCGGAUACCGGAUUUGAUACUGGUUUAAAGGAAAAGGAUCGUUGCCACGAAGCGUUUGGUGAUCGCGUUCUGUCUCUACACAAUAGAGGCCGUGAUCGCUCAGAUACAUGGCCCUUCCCUGCGGACGAUCCAGAUGGUCACGGUACGCACGUCUGUGGUUCCGUGCUCGGCAAUGGCAAGCAUACCGAACAAGGUCAAAUUGAGGCGCCUGCUUCUGAGGCUAAGCUCAUCAUGCAAUCCGUUUUUGAUAGGUGGUAUAAGAAAGGGAGUAAGGAUCCCGCGCGGUGGGAGGCAGGGCUGGGAGGUAUUGGCGAUAGCUAUCGCGACCUCUUCGAUGGCGUCUUCCAGGAGGGAGCUCGGAUCCAUUCCAACUCUUGGGGCGCACAACCUGCGCCGUACGACAUGGCUGAGUCGGGCCAGAUUGAUGGCUAUCUCUGGGGAAACAAGGCCCUGACCGUGCUUUUUGCUGCUGGUAACUCGGCGAUCGAUGUUGAUGCCAACCACGGCCACGUCGACCCUGGCUCGCUGUGCUCUCAGUCCGUCUGCAAGAAUAUUAUCAGCGUUGGUGCGUCAGAGAAUAACCGGCCGGGAGUAGAGUAUCCGCUUGAAGGAGGCAAGCCGCUCGUUUACGGAGCAUGGGAAGAGGACUUCCCCUGGGGGCCCAUCUCCGUCGACAACGUUGCCAACAAUCCAGAGGGCAUGGCCGCGUUUAGUAGUCGUGGCCCCACGAAGCCCGAUGGGCGUAUUAAACCCGAUGUUGUUGCUCCGGGGACCACCAUCCUGUCGACUCGAUCCUCGCACAUUAUAGGAGGCCAUCACACUGAGUUUUGGGGACACAGCAGCGAUGAGAAGUGGAUCUAUGAGGGCGGCACAAGCAUGGCGACGCCCCUAGUUGCUGGCUGCUGCGCCGUAAUCCGUGGCGCUCUCGUUGACAAUGGCCAUCGCGAGCCAUCAGCUGCUCUUGUCAAGGCCAUUUUGAUCAACGGCGCUGUUCCCUUGAAAGGACAGUACAACCAAGCUUUGCCCAAUGGUGAGUUUGGAGCAUCCAUGGAUGCUCCAAACCCCAACUCUGGCUUCGGACGCGUCAACUUGACCAACUCUCUCCGUAAUAUCGUGGACAACCCCGAGAGUUCCGUUUAUGGAUUCCAAGAUGUGACUGGUCAAGAUUCCCUCGGAAUGGACGGCCAGCAUCGAAGUGAACAUCCUGUUUCGGUCGAGAUCCCAGCGGGUAGCCCAUCGGCCCUGACCUUGAAGGUCACUCUCGUUUGGAACGACCCCCCGGGAGAACAUUUGCAAAAUGACCUAGACUUAAUUGUGGCUGGAAGAGGUGCUGAGAAGCAUGGAAACCAAGGUGACGGCUCUGGAUUUGAUCGACGUAAUAAUGUUGAGCAGGUUGUUUGGAAAAACGUGCAGCCUGGAUCGUACCAGAUCACCGUCCGUGCAUUCAGAAUACUCCGAGACCCCCAGCCGUUUGCUCUCGCUUGGAGAGCAUUCGCAUAG